This is a messenger RNA of Peronospora belbahrii, 1548 nucleotides long. NCBI's taxonomy places the organism in Eukaryota, Oomycota, Peronosporomycetes, Peronosporales, Peronosporaceae. The record is from the annotation of a GenBank genome assembly.
AUGACCAUGACCGACACUUUGUCAUCUUCUCCGUCUUCUUCUGCUCCUAAUGACGAGAUUGAUCCCUCCCAAGUCAUUGAACGUUUACCAAAACCAGAUAAAAUCGCCUAUGAAACAAACGUUUCUAUCCUCGAGUCUACAAUUAAGAAAUUACAAGCUCGUUCAAAUGUCAUUCGUAUGGAAUUAGAGGCAAUGAAAAUGAAUCGUACAUUAGGAAGAUUUGGGCAUCAAAUUCAACAGGCAAAGGCGAAAUUUACAUCCUUACGCAAUGAAAAGGAGCUCUUGAUUCUACAACGUAAUCAAUUGACAGCACGUUUACGUCAAGGACGGGAUGAAAAGGAUUUAAUCUUGAAACAACAACGUCAUGUACGGAUGAAUUUUAAAUUCAAGUCCCAGGAAGAAUUUGAACACGCUAUUGCGGCGUUGAAACACAAGCAAGAGACGUGUUCCAUGUCACUUAGUGAAGAGAAACGUGUGAUUAAAGAGAUUGAGCAACUACAGGCUCAAAAAGUACUGGUCAAGGGCUUCUCAAGUGAUCAAACGCUUGUGGAGCAACAGAAUGAAACGUUGAAACAAGUUCGUGCACUUCAAUUGGAAAAGAAUCAAGAAAUUGAUGUCGUGCAAGAGAAAUUGAACCAACAGAAGGACAUUCUGGAUGAAUUUUAUCGUUUGAAUGAGGAAGAGAAUAAGAAGGAUCAAUUCCCAAUACUUGCUAAAGAACGGAAAGACAUUAAGGAACAACUGGAUGAGAAAUUCACGGCCUUGAAAGCACUACGAAAGGAGUUUAAGGAGGCGAAUGACAAGUAUUACAAUAAUAUUCGUCUUGUGCGCAGAAAGAAGGAGCUUGAACGUCAAAAGGAGGAAGAAAAUCGCAAGGCCGAGUACGAAGCGAAACUUGCCGACUAUGAAAAGGAAAUGGCCAAGAUUCACCCGUAUCAACACGAGAUGGACCUUUGCGAUGCUCUUGUGACGUUUUUGGAAACAAACUAUGCCAAGGAGCUAAAGGAAGGUGAUUGCAAGGUUACUGAAACUUCUUCUGUUACUGUUGAGCUUGAUGGAAUGAAACCUCUAAAGCGCGAGGAAGAGGAUUUUAUAGUGCUUGGUGGCGGCAAGAAGGAAAAGAAGGGUCGUCAAAGCAAGAAGUCCAAGAAGCCUACGAAGCUUGUCUUGCCGCUCGCGCAGCUGGAGGCUUUUAGCACUGUUGGUCUGCUGCCGCCAGCUGCUGUGGAUGCCGUCCCAGAGUCGAUGGCUGCCGUGAAGGCCAAGAAGGUUUGGUUUAGCGAGCAGACGUCGCGUCUGACUGCAGAGACGCCUGCAGAGGCUGUCGUUGAGUCUGCUGUUCCAGUCAAGGUUGCGUCGUCUAAGAAGAUGAGCAGCAAUAAUAAGAAGUUUAAUGCGAGUGACAAGGAUGCCUUUCCGUCGCUUGGUGGUCUCACUGCCGAGCUACCAUCGUGGGGCCCAGGCAUUGCACCUCCUGUUGCUGAUGAGCUUGCUGUGGUGGAUGAGGUUGCUGAUGCCGAUGCUGAUGUCGUGACGGAGGACGAAUAA